CGCAGGACAAGGGCGCGCACACGCGACUUCGAGCGCGGGCGGCCACUCUCGGCUGCAAGUUGGUGCCGGGCCCCCAGCGCGCGCCGGCUGCGGAGCGCCGGGCAGGGUGAGAGGCCGCAGGAGCGCGAUGGGCGCCCCCGAGAAGCUCCGCGCGCCGUCGGUGGCACUGGGACUGCUGCUGGGUGCGGUGCUGGGACGCCUGGGCCCGGCCGAGGGCAGCGGUCGCGGCAGCCCGGGGGCACUGGGGCAGUCUUCCGAGGUCGCCGCCGAGCGCCUGUGUCCCGCUCCUUGCCGGUGCCUCGGGGACCUCUUGGACUGCAGCCGCCAGCGGCUGGCGCGCCUUCCCGAGUCUCUCCCGCCCUGGAUCGCUCGCCUGGAUUUGAGUCACAACAGAUUGUCUUUCAUCAAGGCAAAUUCCAUGAGCCACCUUCAAAACCUUCGAGAAGUGAAACUGAACAACAAUGAAUUGGAGACCAUUCCGAAUCUAGGACCAGUCUCAGCCAAUAUUACACUUCUGUCCUUAGCUGGAAACAGAAUUGUUGAAAUAUUACCUGAGCAUCUGAAACAGUUUCAAUCCCUUGAAACUUUGGACCUGAGCAACAAUAAUAUUUCAGAGCUUAAAACUCCCCUUCCAUCCCUACAACUCAAAUAUCUGUAUCUCAGUAACAACCGAGUCACUUCAAUGGAACCUGGGUAUUUUGACAGUCUGGCCAACACACUUCUGGUGUUGAAGCUAAACAGGAACCGACUCUCAGCUCUCCCACCCAAGAUGUUUAAACUGCCCCAGCUACAACACCUUGAACUAAACCGCAACAAGAUUAAAAACAUAGAUGGGCUUACAUUCCAAGGACUUGGUGCUCUAAAGUCUCUGAAAAUGCAAAGAAAUGGAGUAACAAAACUUAUGGACGGAGCUUUUUGGGGUCUGAGCAACAUGGAAAUCUUGCAGCUGGACCAUAACAACCUAACAGAGAUCACCAAAGGCUGGCUUUACGGCUUGCUGAUGCUGCAGGAACUUCAUCUCCGCCAAAAUGCCAUCAGCAGGAUCAGCCCCGAUGCCUGGGAGUUCUGCCAGAAACUCAGCGAGCUGGACCUAACUUUCAAUCACUUAUCGAGGUUGGAUGAUUCAAGCUUCCUGGGCUUAAGCUUACUAAAUACACUGCACAUUGGGAAUAACAAAGUCAGCUAUAUUGCUGAUUGUGCCUUCCGGGGGCUUUCCAGUCUAAAGACUUUGGAUCUGAAGAACAAUGAAAUUUCCUGGACUAUUGAAGAUAUGAACGGUGCUUUCUCUGGGCUUGACAAACUGAGGCGGCUAAUACUCCAGGGAAACCGGAUUCGAUCUAUUACCAAAAAAGCCUUUACCGGUUUGGACGCAUUAGAACAUCUAGAUCUGAGUGACAACGCAAUCAUGUCAUUACAAGGCAAUGCAUUUUCACAAAUGAAGAAACUUCAGCAAUUGCAUUUAAAUACAUCAAGCCUUUUGUGCGAUUGCCAACUAAAAUGGCUCCCACAGUGGGUGGCGGAAAACAACUUUCAGAGCUUUGUAAAUGCCAGUUGCGCCCAUCCUCAGCUGCUAAAAGGAAGAAGUAUUUUUGCUGUUAGCCCAGAUGGCUUUGUGUGCGAUGACUUUCCUAAACCCCAGAUCACUGUUCAGCCAGAAACACAGUCGGCAAUAAAAGGUUCCAAUUUGAGUUUUGUCUGCUCGGCCGCCAGCAGCAGUGAUUCCCCAAUGACAUUUGCUUGGAAAAAAGACAAUGAACUACUGCAUGAUGCGGAAAUGGAAAACUAUGCACACCUGCGGGCCCAAGGUGGCGAGGUGAUGGAGUACACCACCAUCCUCCGGCUCCGCAAUGUGGAGUUUACCAGUGAAGGGAAGUACCAGUGCGUCAUCUCCAAUCACUUCGGUUCAUCCUACUCGGUCAAAGCCAAGCUUACAGUCAACAUGCUUCCGUCCUUCACCAAGACCCCCAUGGACCUCACCAUCCGCGCCGGGGCCAUGGCGCGCUUGGAGUGCGCUGCCCUGGGACAUCCAGCCCCACAGAUAGCCUGGCAAAAGGAUGGGGGCACAGACUUCCCCGCCGCAAGGGAGAGACGCAUGCAUGUUAUGCCCGAGGAUGAUGUGUUCUUUAUUGUGGAUGUGAAGAUAGAGGACAUCGGGGUUUAUAGCUGCACAGCUCAGAACAGUGCAGGAAGCAUUUCUGCAAACGCAACUCUGACUGUCCUAGAAACACCAUCAUUUUUGCGGCCCUUGUUGGACCGAACCGUCACCAAGGGAGAAACCGCCGUCCUGCAGUGCAUCGCUGGAGGCAGCCCUCCUCCCAGACUGAACUGGACCAAGGAUGACAGCCCCUUGGUGGUCACCGAAAGGCACUUUUUUGCAGCAGGCAAUCAGCUGCUGAUCAUCGUGGACUCUGAUGUCAGUGAUGCCGGGAAAUACACGUGUGAGAUGUCUAACACCCUCGGCACUGAGAGAGGCAAUGUGCGCCUCAGCGUGAUCCCCACUCCCACCUGUGACUCCCCUCAGAUGACCGCCUCGUCAUUAGAUGAUGAUGGAUGGGCCACCGUAGGUGUCGUGAUCAUAGCGGUGGUUUGCUGUGUGGUGGGCACGUCGCUCGUGUGGGUGGUCAUCAUAUACCACACAAGGCGGAGGAAUGAAGAUUGCAGCAUUACCAACACAGAUGAGACCAACUUGCCGGCAGAUAUCCCUAGUUACUUGUCAUCUCAGGGAACCUUAGCCGACAGACAGGAUGGGUACAUCUCCUCAGAAAGUGGAAGCCACCACCAGUUCGUCACGUCUUCAGGAGGCGGGUUUUUCUUACCACAACACGACGGCAAUGGGACGUGCCAUAUUGACAAUAGUAGUGAAGCCGACGUGGAAGUCACCGUGGAUCCAUUCCUUUGUCCCUUUCUGGGCUCCUCAGGCCCUGUGUAUUUGAAGGGGAAUGUGUACGGCUCAGAUCCAUUUGAAGCCUGUCAUACAGGUUGUGGCCCUGACCUGAGAACAGCCUUAAUAGACCACUGCGAGCCCAGUUACAUGAAGAAAAAGGAGUGCUACCCAUGUCCUUACCCUUCAGAAGAAUCCUGUGAACAGAGUGUCAGUGACAUAGGAUGGCCUUCCCAUGUGAGGAAGUUAAUCAGCUCUCCUUACUCUCAAAAUGAAGGACCUGGAAUGAAAAGUUUGUGUCUAAACAAGUCCUCUUUGGAUUUUAGUCCAAGUCCAGAGCCAGCAUCCGUUACUUCAAGUAAUUCUUUCAUGGGAACAUUUGGAAAGCCUCUGAAGAGAGCUCAUCUGGAUGCCUUUUCAAGCUUUGGACAGCCAGUGGGUUGUCAGCCAAGAGCCUUUCCCUUGAAAGCUCGUUCUUCUCCAGACUUGGACUCUGAGUCAGAGGAAUGUGGGAAAGAAAGGACAGAUUUUCAGCAAGAAAAUCACACGUGUACCUAUAAACAGACCUCAGAAAACCAUAGGACUCCACAUUUUCAGUCUUAUGACUUGGACACAUAGACUGAAUGGGAGCAAAGAAGAGCUCAAACAUACUACCUCAAGUGGACUUUUAUUUAAAAGAGAGAAUCCUAUGUUUUUUUAAUGGAGUUAUGAAUUUUAAAAGGAUAAAAUGUCUUAUUUAUACAGAUGGACCAAAAUCACAAAAUGUUAUAAAAAUUUUAUACGGAGUAACUUUCAUAUAAGAAUACCUUUUUAAACUAUUUUAACUUUGUUUUAUGCAAAAAAAAAUCAUAUGUAAAUUAAUGGUAUGAAUCCAUGACUAUUUUAUGUAUUUUUAUAAUGCCAGAUUCCUUUUUAUUGAAAACGAGUACUAAAGCAUUUUAAAUAAUACCUGUCUUGUACCCUUUUUAAAUAGAGUUCACUUAAUUUUAUUUUGCACACUGCAUUUAAUAAAAUGUGUCAUUUUGAUCCCAA
Lontra canadensis (Northern American river otter) is the source of this 3913-nucleotide messenger RNA. It is a transcript of the gene LRIG3, whose product is annotated as leucine rich repeats and immunoglobulin like domains 3. The transcript is spliced from 19 exons. Gene Ontology annotation, molecular function: protein binding. NCBI's taxonomy places the organism in Eukaryota, Metazoa, Chordata, Mammalia, Carnivora, Mustelidae. The coding region runs from base 128 to 3499 and encodes 1123 amino acids. The record is from RefSeq and is a predicted model, not a curated record.